AUGGGACCCCCUCGAGCCAAAAAUGGCUCCAACAAAAGUCGUGCAAUUAUUUCUGCAGUUCACCAUGUGAAGUAUUUUCCAUGUGAAGAAGAUUUAACACUUGAAGAUUUUUGUCGUACUUCUCUGGCUGGUUCCAUGUCAGAGAAUUAUACAAGCCAAAGCAGUGUUUUGUGUAUACCUCUACGAAAACCAAGUUAUCAUGAUGUGCUUGAGGAAGCUUUGACAGAUGAUCACCUCAUAGAGAUUCGACGACAGAAGGAACUUCUUCUGAUGGCAUACUCAACAGAGGUUGAGGAAAUGGUAGAUAUGAUGCAAGUAUCACUGAUAGGAAAUGUUUCCACACGUUGUUUUGAAACCAGUAGCAGUCUGUCCCGCAGACCAUCACCGUGGACAAUACAUGGAAAACACGGCACUCCUACUUUUCAUCCUUUGUGCAGUUAUAUACAUGAUUCACCAGACCGAGUGUUACCGUCCCCUUGUCGUAGUGACCUUUUCUAUGCUUUUGAAAAACGUCAGGAAAGAAAUAAUAGUUGUACGUAUUCUCCGGGAUCCAAUAGUCUUUCUAUUACUGCUGUUACUCCAGCUUCCGUUAGUAAUAAAUGCGUAAUUAAAAUCCAAACACCUCUUUCUCCAUUACGUCUGUUAAUAUGGACCGAAAUGGAGGUACGACAUGCGCUGGAGUUGCAAGAGGAACGCCGUCGGGAGAAGUGCGCGGGAGAAGAAGUGGCGGAGUAUCUCCGCAUUCGCCGGGCGAUGCGCAGCGAGGCGCACUUCCACUCAUCGAAGUUCUCGUCGCUCGCGGAACUUCACCGAAAGGCGCGGGAAUAUUUUGAGGAGGACGUGGCGACACGCGAGCAGCGGGAGGCGGCGGAGCACCGCGCGUUUAUGCGGCGCAUUCCACUGGAGCGGCCGCUGCUGUUGAAACUCCCGUCCGUCACGAAGACUGGCCGGCCGUACAGGUGUACAGCUGUGGACUACGAAGUCGCCCGGGCUGUUGCGAUGGAGGAGAAGGUAUGGAAUGCCUCUUAUGAAGAGAAAAAGGAAAGGAGAUUUUUCCCUCAAUUACUGUAG
Messenger RNA from Trypanosoma theileri, 1071 nucleotides. RefSeq lists its product as uncharacterized. Lineage: Eukaryota; Euglenozoa; Kinetoplastea; Trypanosomatida; Trypanosomatidae. The transcript has a single exon. The record is from RefSeq and is a predicted model, not a curated record. Bases 1 to 1071 code for a protein of 356 amino acids.